AUGGCUCCGAAGAAACCCGCCGCAAAGUCUGCUAAGGCGAAGGGUAAGGCGCCCGCUCGAGCGUCGGCUUCAACUGCGAAGAAGACUACCCAGCCAGCUUCCAAAGUCACCAAGAGCGCUCCCGCAAAGAAGAGGAUCGCGGUCGCCAAGCCCACCGCGACACCGUCCGCGCCCAAGACGAAGAAAGUCACAAGCGCGUCAAGAAAAGCAACCCCUUUAACCAACGACGAGCGCAUUUUCAAAGACGGCCCCUUAAGCGAACUCGACUACGACGACGACCAACCCCUCGACGACAUCAGCCAGGAAAUCGGAAAACGUUCCCUGACCAAGGUCGACAAGGAGCUCAUCAUCGGCAUCCACCAACUCGAGGCUGGAGAAGAUCAUGAAUUCGCUGCCAUGGUGAAGGAUCUGCACACGCGAGAGCGGUACGACUACGCCGAGGGCAAGCCGUUCAAUUGCCACUUCAAGCUGUAUAUGAGGUUUAUGGAUCGGUACCGCACCAGUUCUACUACUGUUGUGACUGGGAAUCGGGCGACUCUUCCUGGGAGAUCUGCUAGUCCUGUUGAUUUUCCGUCGGUUGAAGGGCCUGCGGCGGCGUCGUCGAAGAGAGGAUCUAAGGCUUCGACGGGAUCUGGCGCUCGGGGUUCAAGCAGGCCUGGCAGUCCAAGCAAGCCUGUCAGCCCAAACAAGGCUGCCAGUCCGAACAAGGCUACCAGUCCUGGCAAAGUUACCAGUCCUGCCAAGGUUACCAGUCCUGCCAAAGCUGGCAGUCGGGCACAGUCUGUCCCUCCUCGAGGCAAAUCACCAAGUCCAACCAAAGCGAACGCAGCAGGCGGAUGGUCCGUCAACAAAAGCCCAGCUAAGACCACCUCCCCGGGCAAACGCGUGAGCCCCAUCAGAGCCAGCGCUGGAAUCGAAAAGCCCACCAGCCGAAACUCCCCAAACAAAACUACCACCACCAGCCGUGCCAGAUCCGCCAGCCCCGCCAAGAACCUCCCCAUCACCCGCUCCCUCCGUGGUCCAGGAAGCACCUCCCCCAAGAAAAUCCCCCUCGCCGAAUCCGAGCGCCGCUUCAACCAGGACGACGACUACGGCGACAUCAUGCGCAACGUCGAACAGCAUCAGUACGCCACCGUCCGAUUCGGAGCCUUCUCAGAGCAAGCCAUCAGGAGCCUAGACCACCCAUCGGAGCCCGAAUUCCUGUCUCCUGAUGAUUUGGCGUAUGUUGUAGCGCGGGGCAAUCGGCGAGCGGAGGAGGAGAGGCGGGCGGAGGAAGAAGAAGAAACGAUUGAUGAGGUGGAUCACAAUGGGGUGGUGUUGAAUCAGAGGGUCGCGGGCCGGGCGAGGGGGAGUCAAGGGAGGGUGAUUACACGCCCCUCGCCAUCGCCGAGUCCGCGGAAGAAUACCUCCCCUGCCAAAGCGCGCAGCAGCGCGGCCCGAGAGGGCUCUGUCCCCACCCUCCGCCGCUCACCAUCCAAAGCCCUCCCGGCCCUCGAACCCCUCCCCGCAGGCGAACCCUCCAAAGAAGGCCACGGACUCAUCCGCUCGACCCUGAACCCGGAGUUCUUCGAGACCAAAGGGAAGCUCUCUAAGAAGAACCCUUUCUUCGAGACGAUGCCGCAGCCUGAGACGUGGCAUCGGAAUAUGCCCGGGUUCUUGUCGAUUGGCGAGACGCCGUAUAUGGAGCGGGUGGUGAGUAAUCAGAUUGAGGAGGAUUUGGGGAGGACGCAUGAGGAUGUCCAGGCCGAGCCGGCGCAGAAGAAGAGCUCGAUUGUUGGGACUAUCAGCAGCCUCUUUGGGGUCGGUGGUAGUAGCAGCAGCGGCGGCAAGGCUAAGGAGCCUGCUUCGCCGACUAAGAAGAAGGAUGUCGCUCUGGAGACGGCGGACAAGAUUUUGACGAUGUGGGAUUUGCCGAAGUUGGAUGUCGAGGAAUAG
Messenger RNA from Zasmidium cellare ATCC 36951, 1935 nucleotides. RefSeq lists its product as uncharacterized. The record is from RefSeq and is a predicted model, not a curated record. The transcript has 2 exons. The coding region runs from base 1 to 1935 and encodes 644 amino acids. NCBI's taxonomy places the organism in Eukaryota, Fungi, Ascomycota, Dothideomycetes, Mycosphaerellales, Mycosphaerellaceae.